This is a messenger RNA of Rana temporaria (common frog), 2543 nucleotides long. It is a transcript of the gene TP53INP1, whose product is annotated as tumor protein p53 inducible nuclear protein 1. Gene Ontology annotation, biological process: autophagosome assembly; positive regulation of DNA-templated transcription. The record is from RefSeq and is a predicted model, not a curated record. Gene Ontology annotation, cellular component: nucleus; autophagosome. The transcript has 4 exons. NCBI's taxonomy places the organism in Eukaryota, Metazoa, Chordata, Amphibia, Anura, Ranidae. Bases 368 to 1090 code for a protein of 240 amino acids.
GCCAUUGGCCGGCGGGUUUCCGCGACGUCACGACCCGAUCAGCUGUUUGCAAACUGAGUUGUAGAACAACAAAAGCGUCAGUUGGGGAGGCGAGAAGAGAACCGAACGAGACGGGAGAACUUCGUCCUUUCACCCGAGACCCUCACAGCGUCCCCGCUACUGACCCCGGCCGGAACUACCUCAUUACUAGAACGGAGACUACUGGAGCGGGAUUGGCUGAACUCCUUCACCCAGUUUUGUACAAAGCCAAUGUGAUGUUUCCUCUAUUUUUAAGCUGAGACAUUUUUUAUGCACUUUAUCACUGCCUGUGCCACCUGGCUGAAUCUGAGCCAUCACUGUGAGGAACGGUUAGUAAAGGAACCCAGCAAUGUUCCAAAAGCUAAAUAAUAUGUUUAUGGGCGACUCCAGCAACAUCUUGAGUCAUGAUCCGGAGCUUCAGGAAAAAGAAGAGGAGGAUGAAUGGAUUCUGGUGGACUUCAUAGUGGAUGCCUGCAUUGAAACAGAAGAAGAAGCCUCUACAUUAGAAGAAUUGGUUUUCGUUGACGAACACCCCAUAAUGUCCUUAACAUCUGGUGCCUUGAAACCGUUUGGAAAUACUAGUGACUCGUACUUUGUCCAUUUUGAUGCAUGUCCUAUGGAAGAGAGCUGGUUUGUAACUCCACCUCCCUGCUUCACUGCUGGAGAUUUGACCACUAAUGAGGUGGAGACCAGUCCUAUGGAAAACCUUCUCAUUGAACACCCAAGCAUGUCUGUUUAUGCUUUUCACAACCUUUCUAACAAGCAGGCAGAUACAUGUGCUUCAGAGUUUGAUACCUCGAACAGUUUAAGGUCGGAUGCAGAACUUUCAAACCUGGGCCGCCGUGUGCUUGGUUAUGUUGCUACUCUUGCAGCUCGCACACACUGUCUGGACCAGGCUAAGACAUUGCACUACACCAAGCUAUCAAAGCAGCAGUUGGAAAAAAAACCUCUUCUGAACCGGAAAAGCCUUAGACGACAAAACCUCAUUCGAGGUUGCCAUUCACAUCAUAUCAAGCACAGCGGUAUCCUUGUUCACCAGCCUUGUCAGCGUCGGUACAAUUAUAAGUGUUGAAUAGUUUCAUUCUUUUUCGUCCUUCACCAAAAACAAAACAAAAAAAAUUAUGGAGUAUGGAGAGAGAAUCGCAGAGCUCAAUUAGUUCACUUAAUGCUGUACCUUGUGCUAGCUCUGUACUUUGUGCUAGCUCUGUUCUACUCUCUCAGCAUAUACUGUAGCAAUUCAAAAUAGAAUCCUGCCGUCAUAAAGCAUUAUUUCCAUUAAAGUUUAACAUGAGUUAUCUGGGGAAAGUGUUAUUAGCAAACUAAGGGUGGUGUCUAAAACCCUAAGGUUUGCUUUUUGUUUUGUCAAAUUCAUUAUAUUAGCAAGACCCAAACCACACGGGUGCCUCCUUGGUAAAUGGCAGUCACGUCAGUAAAGAUCGCUCAAACUGAUUGUAGAUUUUUGUGAUGAUGUUCUUAUUUUAUUUUUUUUAAGAACUUUAGCCAUUGUUCGAAAAGUCACUGGCUCAAGAUUGGCCACAAUAAAUCACAUAGGAAUGCCGCAAUUUGAAAAUUCAAUGGUAAUUUUUCAGUUUUUAGCGAUUGCAUGGAUCUCUGUAUGACAUUGGAGUCACUCCCUAUGAUUUUGUGCCCAACAGGUUUUGGGCUAUAAUGGGUUGAGUUGUUGAGUUUUUUACUGCCAGUGAAAAUUGAGAUUGCAAGUGAAAACUUUCAUUUCCUUUGUCCAGAAAAUUCCACCUCUAUGUUCACGGUUACAAUAUUUUAUCACUUCUGGUCAGUCAGUAGAAAAUUCAAUAUUGAUGUUUGCGUUUUUUUGUACAAUGCAUCCAUACAAAAAAAGUUUUUUUUUUUUUCGGAUUCUACCUAACAAAGGCCAGAUUAUUCGUUUUGCAUGGUUACAGGUAGGUUAACUUGCCUGUGUUUCUAAUUUCUCUGGGCAACAGCAGUAAUAUUUUCCUGCAGAAUAAUGUUUCUGCCUCCUUCCUUAAAGAAGUGUGUGGGAGCUGUGCCUAAUCUUAAACGGCUUAUGCCUUCUGCACAUUAUUGGUAGGGCUUUGCUUACGUCUAUCAGUACUUCCCUCGACUGGUGGGGUAAUGAUCAAGACACAUCAGUAAAGGUGCAGAAAGCACAGAUCUGCUCUUGGAAUAGAAACAGGGAGAUCCUUGCAUGGACAGUCCUCAACUACGGUUCCUCUCCAGCAUGGAGAUCUGUGAUUGGCACAGUAUUAACAUUAAAUCUCCUGAGAUAAGAAGCCACAGGAUCUUGCCUACAAAAAAAAAAACUGAGGCUCAGGGCACAAAGUGUAAAGUUAUUUUUCAGGAUCAAUUCAAGACAAAUGGUUUUGGGGUUCAGUUUAUGUACAAUAAAUAUUCUAGAUAUUUCUGAUCAACAUUGGAAAGCUUGACUUCUUAAAUUCCAGUUCACUUUAAGGCCAAUGUAUGUUUUUCUCGUAUUGCUGGAUACACACGUUAUUGAUUCAUUGUGAAGAAUCCAUGUCUUUGGAAUU